ACGAGCAUCAUUUUUUUUUCAUUUUCAUUUGAUAAUUGUCAUUUUUUCCUGAACAAAAAAAAUCUGUGAACCCAAUUUAAUUUGUGUAAUCUAUCGUCAUAUUGAUUGAAUCAAUAUUUGAUCGUUGCUACCAAAUGAAGAUGCAUACGUUUGGCGAAAAGCCUACUGCAUUCCAAUUGGAAGCAGGAGGUGAUUAUUAUUAUAUUGGUUCCGAGGUUGGAAAUUAUCUUCGAAUGUUUCGUGGUUCAUUAUAUAAAAAAUUUCCAUCAUUAUGGCGUCGUUUAGUAACCGUUGAUGAACGUAAACGUAUCAAUCAAUUGGGUCUUGGUGCUCAUUCAUUAGCAACGAAUAUCACAUUAUUGAAAGCAACUGAAGUGGAUGAAAUAUUUGCCGGUAAUGAUGAAAAAUAUAAAGCUGUAUCAAUUAGUACAGAACCAUCGGUACAACGUGAAUCGAAACAAAAACGACCAAAUUGGGCACCAUCAUUACCAAAUACCUCACAUCAUUUGGAUGCUGUACCUUGUUCAACAUCGAUUGCACGUAAUCGUAUCGGUCAUAAACGUGUUCGUACAUUUCCAUUAUUAUAUGAUGAUUUGGAUUCAUCACUUGUACAUGAAAAUUCCUUACAACAAGAAGUAUUGAUACCAAUUCGUUUGGAUAUGGAAAUUGAUGGACAUAAACUUCGAGAUACAUUUACUUGGAAUAAAAAUGAAAAAACUACAAGUCCAGAACAAUUUGCCGAAGUAUUAUGCGAUGAUCUGGAUCUACCAUCAUCAUCAUUCAUACCGGCAAUCGCUCAAUCCAUACGGCAACAAAUUGAUGCUUUCCCAAAUGAAACAUUCAUGGAAGAUGCUCCACCGGAUCAACGUGUCGUACUUAAACUCAAUAUACAUGUUGGUAACAUUUCAUUAGUCGAUCAAUUUGAAUGGGACAUGUCAGAAAAGGCAAACGAUCCAGAAGAGUUUGCAUUGAAAUUAUGUGCCGAAUUAGGUUUAGGUGGUGAAUUUGUAACAGCCAUUGCAUACAGUAUUCGUGGACAAUUAGCCUGGUAUCAACGGACCUAUGCAUUCAGUGAGAAUCCCUUACCAACCGUUGAUCUACCAUUUCGAAAUCCAGGUGAUGCUGAUCAAUGGUGUCCAUUCCUAGAAACAUUAACCGAUGCUGAAAUGGAGAAAAAGAUUCGUGAUCAGGAUCGUAAUACUCGUCGUAUGAGACGAUUAGCCAAUACAACUUGGUAAUCAAUCGAUUGUUUUGUGUUUUUUUUCACAAAACAAGUAUACCAUUUAUCAAACAACACACACACACGCAUAUUGUACUAAUAGUCACUAUUCUCACUCAUAUUUUCGAAAUUGAGCAUUUUUAAUUCCAUUAUAAAUUGAAAUUAUUGAGAUUAAAAAGUAAAUUUUUGAAUUAAA
Dermatophagoides farinae (American house dust mite) is the source of this 1415-nucleotide messenger RNA. It is a transcript of the gene Snr1, whose product is annotated as SWI/SNF related, matrix associated, actin dependent regulator of chromatin, subfamily b, member 1. Gene Ontology annotation, cellular component: nuclear chromosome. Gene Ontology annotation, biological process: chromatin remodeling. The record is from RefSeq and is a predicted model, not a curated record. Lineage: Eukaryota; Metazoa; Arthropoda; Arachnida; Sarcoptiformes; Pyroglyphidae.